Messenger RNA from Lactuca sativa (garden lettuce), 1251 nucleotides. Its product is annotated as F-box protein At2g27310. Lineage: Eukaryota; Viridiplantae; Streptophyta; Magnoliopsida; Asterales; Asteraceae. The record is from RefSeq and is a predicted model, not a curated record. Gene Ontology annotation, molecular function: protein binding.
UUUUAUUUUUUUUAUUUUUUUUAAACGGCAAGUGAUAAUUAAUUAAUCAUAUGUUUUAAACAAAAAGAAACUUUAGAAAAUUUAAUAGUCAACAAUAUUAUAUAUUUUAUAACAAUAAGUUAAUAGAUUAUUAAUUUAUCCAUUGCAGGAAGUUUCACACCUCAACCAUAUAUAUACAAACAACAUCACCAAAAUACCAAAACAUUACCUAUGUUUACCAUGGCAUCUGCUUCUUCUCCAACAUCUUUCACCGAUCUCCACCCACACAUCAUCCAGACCCAAAUCCUACCAAGACUCGACGGUCAAUCUCUCUCCUCCACCGCAUCAACCUCAUCUUAUCUACGAUCCCUCUGCGCCGAUGAGAUUCUCUGGUCUGAUAUCUGCAACUCCACUUGGCCGUCAAUAACCCACCCACGUAUUGACCACCUCAUCUCCACCUUCUCCGCCGGUCACCGCUCGUUCUUCCAAGACUCUUUUCUGCCUCCAAUCACCGAAGUCAAACACCCUCUCCGCCACCAUCGCUGGUCUAGCUCCCAACCAGGAUCUACCUUACGUCAUCAUCCUUUGCCAACUGAACUUAUUUCAGCCGUCGAUAUACGCUACCAUGACGACAUGAUUUACUCCAGAGUCGAAUUUACUAACAACACAACCGAUUUCCGGUCAUCGGCGUUAAAGAUUGUACUGGAGGACGAUCCGGUCGUCACCGGGAUGCAUCGAUCUAUUGACUUGAAAGUCGACAAGCUCGUACACGCUGACGACGCAGCAAUAUCACACCUAAAAGAAUCUGUAACGUUAAACUGGAUCCUAAUAGACCCGACCCGGAAACGAGCAGUAAACCUAUCCAGUAUCAAACCGGUUCUUGCAUGGAUAACGACGGACAUUCAUAUCAGAUACGCUGUCGUUUUGCCAGGGUUUGACUUGAAUGAGUUGGUGGAAUGUCGGAUAGAGGUGACGUUAGCCGUGGGUAAGGGAGGUGUGUCUUUGAAGGUGCGGGAGGUGACACUCCAUGUACAAGACGUGGGUUGUAAUUAUGUCACUGGGAAGGAGUUUUUGGUAAUUACAAGAAGGGCAUUUUUGGGAAUAAAUGAUUAUAAGGAGGUGGAGGUUGGGGUUGGGGUUGACUUCUACCAAAAUGACUUGGUAAAAAAAGAAGAAAUGAUGAAGAGCUAUUUCGACUAUAAUUAUAUUAUGCCUACCUUUUUAUUGUGCCUUUGUUUUUUUGGUAUUUUAUUAUAACAUAAUAUUUAUGUA